Messenger RNA from Schistocerca serialis cubense, 657 nucleotides. RefSeq names its product cilia- and flagella-associated protein 251-like. The transcript has 2 exons. The coding region runs from base 1 to 657 and encodes 218 amino acids. The record is from RefSeq and is a predicted model, not a curated record. NCBI's taxonomy places the organism in Eukaryota, Metazoa, Arthropoda, Insecta, Orthoptera, Acrididae.
AUGGCUAUCUGGGGCAAGGUGGAAAGUACUGGAAAGGAGCAAGGGAAGGAAGAAGGGAAGGAAGAAGGGAAGGAAGAAGGGAAGGAAGAAGGGAAGGAAGAAGGGAAGGAAGAAGGGAAGGAAGAAGGGAAGGAAGAAGGGAAGGAAGAAGGGAAGGAAGAAGGGAAGGAAGAAGGGAAGGAAGAAGGGAAGGAAGAAGGGAAGGAAGAAGGGAAGGAAGAAGGGAAGGAAGAAGGGAAGGAAGAAGGGAAGGAAGAAGGGAAGGAAGAAGGGAAGGAAGAAGGGAAGGAAGAAGGGAAGGAAGAAGGGAAGGAAGAAGGGAAGGAAGAAGGGAAGGAAGAAGGGAAGGAAGAAGGGAAGGAAGAAGGGAAGGAAGAAGGGAAGGAAGAAGGGAAGGAAGAAGGGAAGGAAGAAGGGAAGGAAGAAGGGAAGGAAGAAGGGAAGGAAGAAGGGAAGGAAGAAGGGAAGGAAGAAGGGAAGGAAGAAGGGAAGGAAGAAGGGAAGGAAGAAGGGAAGGAAGAAGGGAAGGAAGAAGGGAAGGAAGAAGGGAAGGAAGAAGGGAAGGAAGAAGGGAAGGAAGAAGGGAAGGAAGAAGGGAAGGAAGAAGGGAAGGAAGAAGGGAAGGAAGAAGGGAAGAGAAACUCAGAAAAUUUUUAG